AUGGGGAGAGGAAGAGUAGAUUUGGACGGGAAUCCGAUAAAGCCGAUUACAAUAUGCAUGAUCGGCGCCAGAGGAUUUAUUGGCUCGCACCUUUGUGAGAAGAUUUUGGCAGAGGUGCCGCACAAGGUUUUGGCAUUGGAUGUGCACAAUGACAAGAUCAAGCAUCUGCUGGAGCCUUCUGGUGGUUCCGAUUCGCAGCCGUGGGCCGAUCAAAACCUGGAAUUUGAUUCGGUGGCAAUGAUUUACGACGCUGCCGAAGAGGAUUUCAGGGUUGAGGAUUACGUGAAAUUGGAGGAAGGUUUAGACGGUGGGACCUACAGGAAGGAAAUCAUCCCCAUUAUAAUUUGGGAGAGGGAAACAUUCAGCAAAUCAAUGCUAGCACUUAUAGUAUUUAGUUCCAUUGCAAUAUUUCCAACCCUGCUUUUACCUUCUACUCCUUCUAUGUGGGUGGCCGGGAUGACUUUUGGAUAUGGGUACGGAUUUUUGCUGAUCAUUGGAGCAGUGGCUAUUGGUGUCUCUCUUCCCUAUCUCAUCGGUUUUCUAUUCCAUCAUAAGAUCCAAGUUUUGUUGGAAAAAUAUUCUAAGCAAGCUUCCAUUAUAAAACUCGCUGGUGAGGGAAAUUGGUUCAAUCAAUUGCGAGAUGUCACCUUGAUUAGGAUUUCUCCUUUCCCUUAUGUUGUAUAUAAUUACUGUGCUGUGGCUACCGAUGUGAAUUAUUGUCCUUACUUGUUGGGGACACUGGUAGGAAUGGUGCCAGAAAUAUAUGUCGCAAUUUACACAGGCAUCUUGAUAAAGACUUUGGCUGAUGCUUCAAAUGAUCGGCGCUCAUUAUCAGCAGCACAGAUUAUUUGCAAUGUUAUUGGCUUUUGCAUUUCCGUGGCAACGACAGUGAUUGUCACAUUUUGCGCAAAAAGGCGACUCAAGAAACUUCAAGCUGAAGAGGAGCUAUUGUUGCACUGA
Messenger RNA from Fraxinus pennsylvanica, 960 nucleotides. NCBI's taxonomy places the organism in Eukaryota, Viridiplantae, Streptophyta, Magnoliopsida, Lamiales, Oleaceae. The record is from the annotation of a GenBank genome assembly.